UUGGGAUAUUCACAAUGUACAGAAACAGAGGUUAUCGAGUCUUUGGGAAUUAUUAUUUAUAAAGCACUAGACUAUGGCUUGAAGGAGAAUGAAGAAAGGGAAUUAAGCCCUCCCCUAGAGCAGCUCAUCGAUCACAUGGCCAACACCGUAGAAGCUGAUGGUAGCAACGAUGAGGGCUAUGAGGCUGCAGAGGAAGGCCUGGAAGAUGAAGAAGAUGAAAAGAGAAAAAUCUCAGCUAUCCGGUCAUAUAGAGAUGUUAUGAAGUUAUGUGCUGCUCAUCUGCCAACUGAAUCAGAAGCACCAAAUCAUUAUCAGGCAGUAUGUCGCGCACUAUUUGCAGAAACAAUGGAGCUCCAUACAUUUCUGACCAAAAUUAAGAGUGCUAAGGAGAAUCUUAAGAAGAUUCAAGAAAUGGAAAAGAGUGAUGAUUCUAGCACAGACCUGGAUGAGCUGAAAACUGCUGACUGGGCGCGAUUCUGGGUACAGGUGAUGAGGGAUUUGCGGAAUGGGGUAAAGCUUAAGAAGGUCCAGGAGCGACAGUACAACCCUUUGCCCAUUGAAUAUCAGCUCACCCCUUAUGAGAUGCUAAUGGAUGACAUUCGGUGCAGAAGAUACACUUUGCGAAAAGUGAUGGUGAAUGGUGAUAUUCCCCCUCGGUUAAAAAAGAGUGCUCAUGAAAUCAUCCUUGACUUCAUCAGAUCAAGACCUCCUUUAAAUCCAGCCUCCGCCAGAAAACUGAAGCCAACCCCACCACGGCCACGGAGCCUCCAUGAAAGAAUAUUAGAAGAAAUUAAAGCAGAAAGAAAAUUGCGACCUGUCUCACCAGAGGAGAUUAGACGUAGCAAACUAGCAAUCCGGCCACUUAGCAUGUCUCACAGUUUUGACUUGUCAGAUGUAACUACCCCUGAAUCUCCAAAGAAGCUUGGGGAAUCAUCCAUGGUGAAUGGAGGGUUAACAUCACAAGCAAAUGAAAACAGGCUAAACACUGCGCAGCCAGCACCUGUGCAGCGAAAGAAGCUCCUCAAAGCCCCCACUCUGGCUGAACUGGACAGCUCUGAGUCCGAGGAAGACACUCUGCACAAGUCCACCAGCAGCAGCAGCGUGUCUCCUUCCUUCCUUGAAGAUCCAGUUCUGGAGGCCACAUCCACAAGGAAGAAGCCUCCGAAAUUCUUGCCCAUAUCAUCGACACCCCAGCCAGAGAGACGUCAGCCACCCCAGAGAAGACAUUCCAUUGAAAAGGAAACGCCUACUAACGUGAGGCAGUUCCUGCCACCGUCCAGGCAAAGUUCUCGCUCUCUUGAGGAAUUCUGCUACCCAGUGGAAUGCCUCGCUCUUACUGUGGAAGAAGUGAUGCAUAUUCGUCAGGUCCUGGUGAAAGCAGAGCUGGAAAAAUACCAACAGUAUAAAGAUGUCUACACCGCCUUGAAAAAAGGAAAGCUCUGCUUUUGUUGCCGAACCAGGAGGUUUUCCUUCUUCACCUGGUCUUAUACCUGUCAGUUCUGUAAGAGGCCGGUGUGCUCACAGUGUUGCAAAAAGAUGCGGCUGCCCUCCAAGCCAUACUCCACUCUUCCUAUCUUUUCAUUGGGACCUUCUGCCUUGCAAAGAGGGGAAAGUUGUGUGAGGUCAGAAAAACCCUCCACUAGCCACCAUCGGCCACUUCGGAGCAUUGCCAGGUUCUCCACAAAAUCUAAGUCUGUGGACAAAUCAGAUGAAGAACUCCAGUUUCCCAAAGAGUUAAUGGAGGACUGGAGCGCCAUGGAGGUGUGUGUGGACUGCAAAAAGUUCAUUUCGGAAAUCAUCAGCUCAAGUCGGCGCAGCCUGGUGUUGGCCAACAAAAGAGCCCGAUUAAAAAGGAAAACACAGUCUUUCUAUAUGUCCUCACCAGGCCCCUCGGAAUAUUGCCCUUCAGAGAGGACUAUCAAUGAAAUCUGAGCCUCGUGCCUUUCAGUUGCUUUUGUGUUCAGAGUGGGCAUCAGUGCAUGAGAACACUGAACCGAAUUGUCUCUCCUUUCCGUGGUUUUAUUUAAUAGGCUUGAAUUUGCAUUAGAUCAGAUUUUUGCUGCAUCGCAUUGUUCCACAGACUGCAGGCUGUGUUCAGAUCGAUUGAGGAUAUGUGACAGGUCAGCCCGUCGCUCGUUUGCACUGAGAGGACAGCAGUGUGAAACUUGCUUUUGUGUGUGUAGCUUUGUACGCCAGAAGCUUUUUCCUUAGUUCAGUUCUUUACUGUUCCUCAAAUAAUUGCCUGGCUGAGGCAAAAAGCUUCUCCUGUGAGAAAUCAGUCUAACAGAGGGGUUGAUGUCAGCAUAGUCCUAAGCAGUAAGUCAUAUUGGCAUUUCCAUGUGACAGUGUUUCUGUCCCAUGUACGUAGUGACCCCGAGCCCUAUACACCAGGACCUGGGGGCGCACAGCACAAAAACCUGGAAGGAUCUGCUUAUACUAUCCAGCCGAUUUUUAAAUUAUUAUUGCUCUGAGAUAGAAAUUAUAUAAGGGACUUUAUGCCUGUAUUCUAGUGCUGUACACCCACAUGGGUGACUAUUUCCUCUGAGCUGCCGUGUUUGUCCCGGUGUCUCCUGAGUGGGUGACAGGUUUUCAUCUCCUAUCUUGAAUGUAUUAUGGUCACUAAUAGUUUUAUAAUGGAGGUCUAAGAAUUAAAAUUUUGUGGGAGUUUCAGGACAAAAGAAAGCUAAAAACCUGUCAGGAAGCUGUGUGUAUUUUGGUUAACUUUAAGAAGGGUUGGUUAACUUUAACAGGGUACCAGCUAUUGACCACGCUACGGGAAAUGAGCUGGAACUCAUGCAUUUUCAACUACAUUUUUCAUAACUUUUUAGUGCAGCCAUCAUGAGCAAAUUAAGCCACAAUUUGGUACCUAAGGUCUCAAACUGAAAUGUAUUUUUAUAAGUGAAUUUUAAAAGAAAAAAUAUCUAGCUCUUUUAAAAUUAGAAGAAAAUUAACCUGCUGACAGGCAAAAUUUUUGCAUGCCUUUUGCACUAAUUUUCCUUGUAAAUGACUUGAGUUGAGUAGAGUUUCUGAUGGGGGUAGAUCGGAGGGUAGCAUUGUAUGCCUGAAAUGCCUCAGCUUGUUUGGCUCAUACCAUGGAUAUACUUUAAUUUGGGCAUGCUUACAAAUGACGAACCAAUCACAUGCCAUUGAUGUUUGGAAAAUCGGUUAAUGCACAUGCACGGUAAUUUCCUGAAAGCCAUAGGACACAUCUGUAGUUAGCACCACAGCAGCACCAUUUCGUGAAAGGCCUGGCAGUCACAUUUCAUGCCACUUCCAAAUACAUUAGUAUUUCUAUACUAAAUGAACAGUAAUACCUCAAAACUGCUCUGGUAGUCAUUUUUAAUGGAUUGAAAUAUACAGCUUAGUAAAUGGCUUAAAAUUACUUAUGAAAUAAACUUUACCACUUGACUAAAAUAAUGCA
Carlito syrichta (Philippine tarsier) is the source of this 3421-nucleotide messenger RNA. It is a transcript of the gene SPIRE1, whose product is annotated as spire type actin nucleation factor 1. Gene Ontology annotation, cellular component: cytoplasmic vesicle membrane; cell cortex. Gene Ontology annotation, molecular function: actin binding. Gene Ontology annotation, biological process: actin filament polymerization; actin filament network formation; polar body extrusion after meiotic divisions. NCBI's taxonomy places the organism in Eukaryota, Metazoa, Chordata, Mammalia, Primates, Tarsiidae. Bases 136 to 1932 code for a protein of 598 amino acids. The transcript has 16 exons. The record is from RefSeq and is a predicted model, not a curated record.